AUGGCAAUGAAAUUUCAAGUUUUGCUCUGCGUGUUUGCAUUACUCCAGCUGUCUGUCGGUAAGUAAAAAUUGUAUCAAUUUGUAAUGAAGUAAUUAAGUUUUAUGUUAACAUUUUCCUCAACAAGUGGCGUGCGAAGGCAUUCAAUAAGUCGACAUACGUGUGCAAUAACAGUUCCCUCCCUUUUUGGCGCAUUUUUGCCAGUUCUAUCGCCACUACAGCACUUCUCUCCUUUUACCAAGAGAAGUUUUCCCCUUCCGGUUUGCUAUAAUCUGGAAGUCCAAAAACCGGGCUGCGGUGGCGACCACCUCGUACACAUAGCCAUCGUUGAUUCUGGGUAUACGAGAUUGCGAGAUCACGCCAAAAACCCGAAGUGCCUGGUUUAACCAGAGUCGCACGUCGGGUCUUUAAAAUUGAAGCCAUUUGAGUGUGGGUAUAUAGGCAGUAGACUAGGCGAACUUUUGAAGUCGAAGCGAGGGAACUGCGAUUAAAUUGUCUAACCUUUAUAUCCCUUUAACUGGUAUUUAUAACUUAUAUACUGUAUCCACACGUGCAUAUUUGUUUUACAUGUCGUUUCUUCCCUCUAGAGGCGCAAUAUCUGAAUGAGGUGGAACAGAGUCCCGAACGAGAGAAGAAUGUCCAGGAGGGAUGUAAGUGAAAUAUUUCAUUUUAUGCACCAUGCACAUAAUGGCUAUGCUGUCGUCCUAAUUAUUUACUAUUAAAAGUUUGCGCAUGCACUGUGUCUGGUACGGAGAUCGUCUCCCGCGCACGACUAGAACAGCACGCCACUGGAACAGCACAAAUAGAAAAGCAUGCAACACGACUUGCAAGCAGUUAUUUGACUGGACUGAGAUACUCAGUGUAACAUCAGCAAAAAAUUAAACCCCUGACUUCAACACAAGUUCCACCACAACAACCACCAGACGUUCUAUCGUUCAGGUUAAGAGAGUGUUCAAUGGUACGUUAGUAUUCAUGUUUACUUUUGAUCCGGUUUCCUAUUUUCAUCACAGCUUGCCAGUGGGGAGUCAAUGUCUGGUACAAGCCUGGAAUGUCGGUGCGAUGUAAUUGUAUGAAAUGGUAAGUAUCUUGUCAAAGUUUCCGCAUGUCUAUUCUAUCUCUCAGACGUAGGUUCCGCCUUCAUUCCGCUUCAUUUGUGUUUAAAAUGACUGCAUUCCAACAUGCCGUAGCCCGUAAGAAACGAUGACGGAGUACUUUUUCAAGGCAAAGAAUUGGAAAUCGUAUAGAAAAUAAUAUUGCAUUGUAAUUUCAAUAUAUCUUUUGUUUUUGUCAAGACUGUAACUGUAAGAAGUAAUAUAUAUUUCAGUAUCAGUUUCUCAGAUCAUUCCAUACUAAUAGUCGCAUCGAGAAUUACCAUCGUGUGCACCAUUCAUUUGCCCAUUGUACCUUCCUUAAAUAACGACCAGGAUCUCAUUCUUACCUCUGAGGGUUAGUAGGUAAAUGCCAUGAUAAAUGGGAACUAUUUUAUUUUAAUUUCCUUUUAAUUAAAUUUAGUUCACGCUUAUAGAGAUUAUCUUCUUUUUAUCUUUUCUUGUGCCUGUUGCACACAUGCAUGUGAUGCAGUGAGAUGCUUUUGCUGAACUAGCAAAGUUGUCAUUCGUGUAUCAGAUACAGCUAUUUCAAUUCAGGUUGUCCCCAAGCAAGCGGAAAAGUCGAAUACGAGCGCGAAAGGCUUGCUAGGAAUCGCCAAAAAAUUAAAAUACUACGGCCAAUACAAGAAGAGUCAAUUUAAAUGAUGUUAUAUGUUAUAUUUGUGUAGUACUUGCGCCGGGCGAGGAAAAUGGAAUUGUGCAUAUGCGUUUGAAUAUUGUCCGUACUAUUGUAAGUAAUUUACACUUUAGAGGCACGUUGGAGUGGGGUUAAUGGGACACUUCCAGUUCUAUACUUCUAGUCUAAUUGGUACAUAUGUCAAAUAUGCAAUUUAUGCAACGCAAUAAAUUGUGGUUAAUGAAGUAAUAUGUCAAAGAAGACUCUAUUUGCCUUAUGGAAAUGCCAAUCUGUCAUCAAAACUACUGCACUUGGAAAACAAGGCAGAUUGAACCUUGGCAACAGCACGUGAACACGUCAUGCACUUGGGUUUAAUCAAUCAACUCUUCUUAAAUAUAUCCGUCGCAACAAUACAAUGGCCCCAUUCUUAGUGAAAGACAUUUAGUUACAGGCUAUAUGCUUCACGCCUCAUUCGCAAUAUUCUAACCAGAGCGUAAGCUACCAAAACCUGGUAUACAAAAAAACCCACCCACCACCCCAGAGCCGAACCUGCCUGCUUAUACAAUCUAUAGAUCGACAUGCUUUCGAUCUAUACAAUCCAAUUCAGCCUAAUUGCUUAAUUAUUUAUGUAAAUAUAUAACUUAUACAUCUGUACCAGAAUUGCAGAAUGAAAUAAAUAAAUAAUGGCAGGGAAGUGCCGUCCUUUUGGACAACACUUCGCCACGUGAAGUGUAUUUUUACAGGUCAUUCAGGUCGCAGUGCGACCUAAUGACCUGACCUAGAGACUCGAUGGGUAAGUCAUUUCAGUUGAGUUACCAUCAGUUGUUCACCAGUUCAACUAGUACUCAACAUCAACGAGCUGACUGACCUGAACGGGGGUUCGCCUGUUCCCCUGUUAUCUAGAGGUUCACCUUUUCCUCUAUGAAAAACCUACAGUUUUUGCAUGCUCUGUCAGGUCUUGAGUACCCAUACUGUCUCAGUAUACCAGUGGUGGUCCCCAGACCAUCAGGACUCAUAUGUCGCUGAACAACAUGCACAGAGCCGCGUCACUCCCUCUGCAAUCUAGAGGUCCGCCUGUUCCUCUAGGUAAAACGUAGGUUAGCGAGAGCCUCUAGACCGUUCGAGCACUUCCUUGCCCAUAAUAUAUGCCACAAAAACCUGUCUGCUGUGUGUUUUUGUUUUCUGGUUUCUUGGUUUUUUUUCAAACUGCGGUUUGGAUGCCAGUUAUUUCAACAUAUUAAACUUCAUUAACAUGUGUUUAUUAGUUAACUGUGCAUGUGUUUUAUAGUAUAUGUUUAAGUAAGAGUUAUAUACUUUUAUAUCGUACCAUUUUUUAAACCUACAGAAGAUGGAGUUGUGCCCGAAAUGUUGUAAUUUAAUAAUACUUAUUUGCUAAGCCUGUGGUCUGAUUCACUGACACACUUUAUUAAUUAUGAAAUUAUUGCACUAUUGUGAUAUAAAGCACUUCAGUGAAAAGCAAGCUUAAAAACGACGGUCUAACUUAUCGUAUUUUAAACUUCCUAUAGCUUGUGGCGGGGUACAGUACAAUCCUAGUACGGAAAUCUGCUGCUGUGGCAAAGUGUAUGCAAAGAAAAGCAAGUAUUCCUGCUGUGGCUAUUUCUACUACAACACUCGAACCUCCAAAUGUUGCAACUACUACACAGUUUUACCGAAGGCUGCUAACUGCCCAAGAUUCCAAAUCUAAGUUUGCCUCGACUAUCUUCAUGGAUGGAAUGAUCUCAGUUUGGGACCGCUGA
Paramuricea clavata is the source of this 3480-nucleotide messenger RNA. NCBI's taxonomy places the organism in Eukaryota, Metazoa, Cnidaria, Anthozoa, Malacalcyonacea, Plexauridae. The record is from the annotation of a GenBank genome assembly.